CAAAUCUCGUAAGUAAUCAACAAAAGAUUAGGGAAACAUUUGAAAUUACAAUGAAAUUGAAGUCACUUUGGUAGUUGGUUGGUGGAAAAAGCUAGCGCCGAGCAGCCACAGAAUAAAAGUGCAAAGAAAAAUGUUGAAAAUAGAAAAUGUGUCACUUAUCCCAAAGAAGCAAAAAAGGAGAGAGGACCCAUCUGAGUUUUGUUUUUGUGUGGUGUAUAACACUGCAAGCGUGCGAGGGAGCUGGUGUGCAGUUACUUACGUACUCUGAUGAUCUUAUCCCUCUCCCAAUAUCUGCCAAAUUUGUUUCAACUAAUUCUUUGAUCUCAUCGAACUAACCCCUUUUCAAGAAAAAACAAAUCUUGAUUACCUCACUAAAAUCAAGAUAAUCUUGAUUUUUCUUGAUAACCGUGUUGUUAGAAUCAAAUCUUGAAAAAGUCAAAAGUUGAUUUUUGUUUGAUCAUCGUGGUGGUGUUCGAGGCAGCUUUUGCGUACGACGACAAAAAUCAAAUCUCGAAUUGGCCCUUUAGUGAUUUGAAGAAAAAUUGGUGGGGGGGCAAUUCAAUCUUGAAUAAUUGGGUUGUUGGAAUUGGUUAUUUUGAGUGAUAUCUACUGGCCAUGCGACUGUGGUUUUGUGUGAUCAGCCUCUUAAAAGAGGACCCCAAGAAUCAAGUUGGAGUUUUUGACAUUGCUGCAGGUGUUUUUUUGGUGGUUAUUAAUUGUCUUAGAUUUAGCAAUGGCUGCUGAUACUGCUCAUGGUCCUACUCCUAAAGGUGUACUUUGUAAUGCUGGUGCUGGUGCUGCUGCUGGAGUAAUUGCUGCUACAUUUGUGUGCCCUUUAGAUGUUAUUAAGACUAGGUUGCAGGUUCAUGGGGUGCCAAAGCUAGGAAAUGCUAACGUUAGAGGUAGUCUUAUAGUUGGGAGCUUGGAGCAGAUAUUUCAAAGGGAGGGGUUGCGUGGAAUGUACAGAGGGCUUUCCCCAACAGUGCUGGCAUUACUUCCAAACUGGGCGGUGUAUUUUACUAUAUAUGACCAGCUGAAAAACUUUCUUGGCUCUGAUGUAGAUGGAAGUCAUCAACUUUCAGUAGGUGCAAACAUGUUAGCUGCUUCUGGUGCUGGAGCUGCAACCACAAUUGCAACAAAUCCUCUCUGGGUUGUGAAGACACGUCUUCAGACUCAAGGACUGAGAAUAGGGUUCGAGCCUUACAGGGGUACAUUAUCUGCUUUAAGGAGAAUAGCGUGUGAAGAGGGCAUUCGUGGGUUGUACAGCGGUCUGGUGCCUGCUUUGGCUGGUAUUAGUCAUGUAGCUAUCCAAUUUCCGACUUAUGAGCAAAUUAAGCAUUACUUGGCCAAGCGAGCUAACACUUCAACGGAUAAACUUGGGGCCACUGAUGUUGCCGUUGCAUCAUCAGUUUCGAAAAUAUUUGCUUCGACAUUGACAUAUCCUCAUGAGGUUGUACGUUCAAGACUUCAAGAACAGGGUCGCCAUUCUGAAAAACGGUACUCUGGUGUAGUUGACUGCAUUAAGAAAGUCUUUUAUCAAGACGGCAUCACAGGCUUUUACCGAGGUUGUGCAACCAACUUAAUCCGGACUACCCCUGCAGCUGUUAUCACAUUUACCAGUUUUGAGAUGAUUCACCGCUUCCUAGUAACCGUGUUUCCCCCUGAUCCUCAUCCUCAUACAUUGUAGGAUGUCAGGAUGGUUCGGGAUUCACCAUAGUCGAGGCAGUUUAGUUCAUCAAGUCCUUGAGCGAGGCCACUGGUCCGUCUGCAGCAAUCUCCUCAUUGAUUGUGUAUCUUCUUGCUAGCCGUCGUAUAGCAAACAUAGAAAAGCCAUUUUAGCCCUUGUGAAACAAAUUGCGAUCCCAUUGUUAUACUGAAAUUGAUGAUGAUGAUGAUGAUGAAAGGAAUUGAAAUGUAGGAAGACUAGAAAUUAUACUGAGCUUUGAGACAUUGAAUAUUAGUGGAACUUUUGAGUCA
Messenger RNA from Capsicum annuum, 1977 nucleotides. Its product is annotated as nicotinamide adenine dinucleotide transporter 1, chloroplastic. NCBI's taxonomy places the organism in Eukaryota, Viridiplantae, Streptophyta, Magnoliopsida, Solanales, Solanaceae. The record is from RefSeq and is a predicted model, not a curated record. Gene Ontology annotation, molecular function: NAD transmembrane transporter activity. The coding region runs from base 734 to 1687 and encodes 317 amino acids. Gene Ontology annotation, biological process: NAD transmembrane transport. The transcript is spliced from 9 exons.